Messenger RNA from Podarcis lilfordi (Lilford's wall lizard), 1287 nucleotides. NCBI's taxonomy places the organism in Eukaryota, Metazoa, Chordata, Lepidosauria, Squamata, Lacertidae. The record is from the annotation of a GenBank genome assembly.
AUGCAUGGAAUGUGGAAAGAGCUUCAGUCAGAGCUCCUCUCUCACUUCCCAUCAAAGAAUUCAUACAGGAAAGAAACCGUAUCAGUGUGUAGAAUGUGGAAAGAGCUUCAGGAGGAGCUGCGAUCUCACUUCCCAUCAAAGAAUUCAUACAGGGAGAAACUUUUUCAGUGCUUUGAAUGUGGAAAGAGCUUUAGUCGCAGCCACAGUCUCACUUCCCAUCAAAGAAUUCAUACAGGGGAGAAACCCUAUCAGUGCAUGGAAUGUGGAAAGAGCUUCACUGAUAGCUCCUCUUUCACUUCCCAUCAAAGAAUUCAUACAGGGGAGAAACCCUAUCAGUGUGUGGAAUGUGGAAAGAGCUUCACGCAUAGCUCCUCUCUCACUUCCCAUCAAAGAAUUCAUACAGGGGAGAAACCCUAUCAGUGUGUGGAAUGUGGAAAGAGCUUCAGGAAGAGCUCCUCUCUCACGUCCCAUCAAAUAAUUCAUACAGGGGAGAAACCCUAUCAGUGUGUGGAAUGUGGAAAGAGUUUCACUCAGAGCUCCUCUCUCACUUUCCAUCAAAGAAUUCAUACAGGGGAGAAACCCUAUCAGUGUGUGGACUGUGGAAAGAGCUUCACUGAUAGCUCUAAACUCACUUCCCAUCAAAAAGUUCAUACAGGGGAGAAACCCUAUCAGUGUGUGGAAUGUGGAAAGAGCUUCACUCAUAGCUCCUCUCUCACUUCCCAUCAAAGAAUUCAUACAGGGGAGAAACCCUAUCAGUGUGUGGAAUGUGGAAAGAGCUUCACUCAUAGCUCCUCUCUCACUUCCCAUCAAAGAAUUCAUACAGGGGAGAAACCCUAUCAGUGUGUGGAAUGUGGAAAGAGCUUCACUCACAGCCACAGUCUCACUUCCCAUCAAAGAAUUCAUACAUGGGAGAAACCCUAUCAGUGUGUGGAAUGUGGAAAGAGCUUCACUGAUAGCUCCUCUCUCACUUCCCAUCAAAGAAUUCAUACGGGGGAGAAACCCUAUCAGUGUGUGGAAUGUGGAAAGAGCUUCAGGAAGAGCUCCAAUCUCACUAAGCAUCAGAGAAUUCAUACAGGGGAAACCCUAUCAGUGUGUGGAAUGUGGAAAGAGCUUCAAUCAGAGGUCCUCUCUCACUUCCCAUCAAAGAAUUCAUACAGGGGAGAAACCAUAUCAGUGCAUGGAAUGUGGAAAGAACUUCAGGAAGAGCUCCUCUCUCACUUCCCAUCAAAGAAUUCAUACAGGGGAGAAACCAUAUCAAUGUGUGGAAUGUGGAAAGAGCUUCACUGA